Messenger RNA from Biomphalaria glabrata, 1518 nucleotides. RefSeq lists its product as uncharacterized. The transcript is spliced from 2 exons. The record is from RefSeq and is a predicted model, not a curated record. Lineage: Eukaryota; Metazoa; Mollusca; Gastropoda; Planorbidae. Bases 1 to 1518 code for a protein of 505 amino acids.
AUGUCCAACCUUCGACCAGCCGGAAUUAGAGAAUCUUAUGUAAGGGAUAAAACUACAUCUUAUGUAGGGGAUAAAACUACAUCUUAUGUAGGGGAGACAACUACAUCUUAUGUAGGGGAUAAAACUACAUCUUAUGUAGGGGAGAAAACUACAUCUUAUGUAGGGGAUAAAACUACAUCUUAUGUAAGGGAUAAAACUACAUCUUAUGUAGGGGAUAAAACUACAUCUUAUGUAGGGGAUAAAACUACAUCUUAUGUAGGGGAUAAAACUACAUCUUAUGUAAGGGAUAAAACUACAUCUUAUGUAGGGGAGAAAACUACAUCUUAUGUAGGGGAUAAAACUACAUCUUAUGUAGGGGAUAAAACUACAUCUUAUGUAGGGGAUAAAACUACAUCUUAUGUAGGGGAUAAAACUACAUCUUAUGUAGGGGAUAAAACUACAUCUUAUGUAGGGGAGAAAACUACAUCUUAUGUAGGGGAGAAAACUACAUCUUAUGUAGGGGAUAAAACUACAUCUUAUGUAAGGGAUAAAACUACAUCUUAUGUAGGGGAUAAAACUACAUCUUAUGUAGGGGAUAAAACUACAUCUUAUGUAGGGGAUAAAACUACAUCUUAUGUAGGGGAUAAAACUACAUCUUAUGUAGGGGAUAAAACUACAUCUUAUGUAGGGGAUAAAACUACAUCUUAUGUAGGGGAGAAAACUACAUCUUAUGUAGGGGAUAAAACUACAUCUUAUGUAGGGGAGAAAACUACAUCUUAUGUAAGGGAUAAAACUACAUCUUAUGUAGGGGAGAAAACUACAUCUUAUGUAGGGGAGAAAACUACAUCUUAUGUAGGGGAUAAAACUACAUCUUAUGUAGGGGAUAAAACUACAUCUUAUGUAGGGGAUAAAACUACAUCUUAUGUAGGGGAGAAAACUACAUCUUAUGUAGGGGAUAAAACUACAUUUUAUGUAGGGGAUAAAACUACAUCUUAUGUAGGGGGUAAAACUACAUCUUAUGUAGGGGGUAAAACUACAUCUUAUGUAGGGGAUAAAACUACAUCUUAUGUAGGGGAGAAAACUACAUCUUAUGUAGGGGAGAAAACUACAUCUUAUGUAGGGGAGAAAACUACAUCUUAUGUAGGGGAUAAAACUACAUCUUAUGUAGGGGAGAAAACUACAUCUUAUGUAGGGGAGAAAACUACAUCUUAUGUAGGGGAUAAAACGACAUCUUAUGUAGGGGAGAAAACUACAUCUUAUGUAAGGGAUAAAACUACAUCUUAUGUAGGGGAUAAAACUACAUCUUAUGUAGGGGAGAAAACUACAUCUUAUGUAGGGGAUAAAACUACAUCUUAUGUAGGGGAGAAAACUACAUCUUAUGUAGGGGAUAAAACUACAUCUUAUGUAGGGGAUAAAACUACAUCUUAUGUAGAGGAUAAAACUACAUCUUAUGUAGGGGAGAAAACUACAUCUUAUGUAAGGGAGAAAACUACAUCUUAUGUAGGGGAGAAAACUACAUUUUAUGUAAGGGAGAAGUGA